Messenger RNA from Cygnus olor (mute swan), 9550 nucleotides. RefSeq names its product SR-related CTD associated factor 8 (gene SCAF8). Gene Ontology annotation, cellular component: nucleus. NCBI's taxonomy places the organism in Eukaryota, Metazoa, Chordata, Aves, Anseriformes, Anatidae. The coding region runs from base 331 to 4407 and encodes 1358 amino acids. The record is from RefSeq and is a predicted model, not a curated record. Gene Ontology annotation, molecular function: RNA binding. The transcript is spliced from 20 exons.
AGCUGCGCUGCCAGGAGCCCCCGCGCGUCCGCCAUAUUGGCGCCCGCGCCGCAGCCGCUGCGCCUUGUUCCUCCAUCGCCUCCCGGCGCGGCCCCAGCGGAGCCCGGCAGGGGACGGGACGCGGGCGCCGCCGCCGGGCGGGGAGCGGGGCUCGGAGGCCGGGAGGAGCCGGGAAGGAGCCGGGCCAGCGGCCCUGCUGCGCCAGCCGCCAUGGCGAGGAGGCCCGGCGGCUCCUGAGGCGGGCGCGCACGCACGCACCGAGCGAGGCUUAGCCCCCUCCCGGCCGCCAUCAGCGGAGAGAAGCCGCCCGGCCCCCUUCUCCGCCGCGACAUGGAGGCCGUGAAAGCCUUUAACAGCGAGUUGUACUCGCUAAAUGAUUAUAAGCCACCCAUUUCUAAAGCUAAAAUGACACAGAUCACCAAGGCAGCAAUCAAGGCGAUAAAGUUCUACAAGCACGUUGUACAGAGUGUUGAGAAAUUCAUUCAAAAGUGCAAACCAGAAUACAAGGUGCCUGGCCUAUAUGUCAUUGACUCCAUUGUGAGACAAUCCCGGCAUCAGUUUGGGCAAGAGAAGGAUGUAUUUGCUCCAAGAUUCAGCAAUAACAUUAUCAGUACUUUCCAGAAUCUGUAUCGUUGUCCUGGGGAUGACAAGAGUAAAAUUGUUAGAGUGCUAAACUUAUGGCAGAAGAAUAAUGUAUUCAAGAGUGAAAUUAUUCAGCCUCUCUUGGAUAUGGCAGCAGGAAUUCCUCCUCCAGUUGUGACCCCUGUCUUGCCCAGCACUACAGCUGCUAUGAGCAACAAUACACCAGGAACACCUGUGACUCCAGUUACUCCAGCCAAUGUGGUGCAGAGUUUACCCGAUCCUUGGGUAUCUCAGAUUGCUAAUACAGAUACACUUGCUGCUGUAGCACAGAUUUUACAGAGUCCCCAAGGCCAACAGCUUCAGCAGUUGAUACAGACGCUGCAGAUACAGCAGCAGAAACCUCAGCCUUCGCUACUUCAAGCCCUGGAUGCUGGUCUUGUUGUUCAGUUACAGGCCCUAACCGCACAACUUACGGCUGCAGCUGCUGCUGCCAACACACUUACUCCACUGGAACAAAGUGUCUCUUUUAAUAAGAAGCUGAUGGACAGGUUUGACUUUGGGGAAGAACCUGAACAAAAUGAAGAGCCUAAAAAGGAAACUCCUACUUCCCAACUGCCUUUAGUACCAGAAUCUGUGAACAACUCGCUUUUUCACCAACUAGCUGAACAGCUACAGCAACAAAAUUUAGAACAUCUGCGACAACAGCUUUUGGAGCAACAGCAGCCUCAAAAGGCAAGCCCUAACGAGGAAAAUCAAGAAGGAAAUUUUGGUUCAGAGCACUCUGCGUCACCAUCACAAGGGAGCAGUCAACAACAGUUUUUAGAAGCGGAAACAAAUGUAGAUGAUUCAAUGGAUAUUCAGCAACAGGACAUGGAUAUAGAUGAAGUACAGGACGUUGCUGAAGAAGAGAUUUUUGAACAAGAAGAAAAGAAAUCAACUGUUCGUUCAAGAUCAAGAACUCGUUCAAGAUCUCGUUCAAGAUCACCAAGAAAACGACGGUCUAGAUCACGAUCUGGUUCUCGUAAGCGUAAACACAGAAAGCGUUCACGCUCAAGAUCAAGAGAAAGGAAGAGGAAGUCAUCUCGAUCAUACUCCAGUGAAAGAAGGGCUAGAGAAAGGGAAAAAGAACGUCAGAAAAAAGGAUUGCCUCCUAUACGGUCAAAAACACUAAGUGUUUGCAGUACUACUCUUUGGGUAGGUCAAGUAGACAAGAAGGCUACGCAGCAAGAUUUGACUAACUUGUUUGAAGAAUUUGGACAAAUAGAAUCUAUUAAUAUGAUUCCCCCAAGAGGUUGUGCUUACGUCUGCAUGGUUCAUAGACAAGAUGCAUAUCGUGCUCUUCAGAAACUUAGUUCUGGGUCCUAUAAAAUUGGAUCUAAAAUUAUUAAGAUUGCCUGGGCUUUGAAUAAAGGUGUGAAAACAGAGUACAAGCAAUUCUGGGAUGUGGAUCUGGGAGUUUCAUAUAUUCCUUGGGAGAAAGUAAAAUUGGACGAUUUGGAGGGAUUUGCUGAAGGUGGAAUGAUUGACCAGGAGACAGUAAAUACAGAAUGGGAAACAGCCAGGAACUCAGAACCUGCUAAAGAAACUACUCAAACUACCCAGACUACUACAGUUGAUAAGAGCACAGUUAUCACAACGCAGACAGAAGCUUACACACAACCAGUCACUAUGCUGCAGAUUCCAGUAGCUCCAGCUGUGCCUGCUGUUAGCUUAGUUCCACCUGCGUUUCCUGUCACAAUGUCUGUCCCUCCUCCUGGUUAUAGCGCAAUUCCUCCUCCACCCUUUUUGCGAGCAAGUUUCAACCCUUCACAGCCACCUCCAGGUUUUAUGCCUCCCCCAGUUCCUCCUGUUGUCCCUCCUCCUGUUGUCCCACCACCUGUUGUCCCACCAGUUGUUCCAACACCUUUAGUACAGCCUCCAUUACCAAUUACACAAGAGACGAUGAAGGAUGUUCCUUUUACUAGCCUCGUUUUACCAGUUGGCACAGUUACAAGUAAUCUAGCUACUCCAACGUUGUCUGCUGGAAGUGUUUUUAAUCCUCUGCCAAUCAACAAACCGGAAUCAGAUGAAAAGGGAUCACAUCUUACAGACCUUCAGAUUUCUUCCAGUGAAAACAAUAGAGCUGUGCAAAGUGAUGUCACAAGUAGCUCUGGACUUGUUGGAGGAGUGCAGCCACCCAGUGUUUCAAGCAGUUCUGGGCUUACUGGAGAAGGCCAGCCACCUAGUGUCUCAAGCAGCUCUGGACUUGCAGGAGGAGUGCAGCCACCCAUUGUCUCAAGCAGCUCUGGACUUGUAGGAGGAGUGCAACCACCAACUGUUUCAAGCAGUUCUGGUCUUGCAGGAGGAGUGCAGCUACCCACUGUCUCCAGUAGCUCUUCACUUGCAGGAGGAGUUCAGCCAACUAGUGUCUCAAGUAGCUCUGGACUUAUGGCUGGAGUGCAACCACCAAAUGUCUCAAGUAGCUCAGGGCUUCUAGCUGGAGUGCAUCCACCCAGCAUCUCAAGUAGCCCUGGCCUUCUACCAGGAAUGCAGCCACCCAGUGUCUCAAGCAGCUCAGGAGUUCUGGCAGGAGUGCAGCCACCAAGUGUCUCAAACAACUCUGGUCUUCUCAUAAUGCCACCACCCAAUGUUUCGAGUAGUUCUGGACUUAUGGGAGUGCCACCACCAAAUAUUUCAAGUAGUUCUGGACUUCUGGCAAUGCAGCAUCCAGCUGGUGUUCAAAAUAUGCCUCAUUUAAAUAUAAGUAAUCAAAGGAUGCCAGGAAUGCCUCUCAUAGAUAUCCGUCCAGGCCUAAUGCCCCACUCACCUGGACCAAGGUUUCCAUUAAUGCAGCCAGGAGUGCCACCACAGCGUAGUAUUCCUCCUCCAGCAAUCCUUGAUCCAUCUCUUCACCCACCACCUCGAGGUCCUUUUCCUCCAGGAGAUAUUUUUAAUCAAACAGAAAGACCUUUUGGAGCACCAGGAAGACAAAAUAUUGAUAGCAUUUCUAAUCCAGAGAAAAGACUACCACUUGGAGGGGAUAACAUACAGCAGGAAGGAGACAGAGAUUAUCGUUUUCCUCCAGUAGAAAAUCGAGAUAAUCUUAACAGACCAUCCCCAGUGGAUGUCAGAGAUCCUGUUGGACGACCACCAAUUGAUCCAAGAGAGGGUGUAGGACGGCCUCCAGUAGAUGGAAGAGAACAUUUUGCAAGACCACAUAUAGACAUGAGAGAAAAUUUUGGAAGACCAGGUAUAGAUAAUCUUGGCCGAAGAGAGCAUUUUGCUUUCAAUUCAGACAAGCACUGGGGACAGAGAGGAGAUUAUGAUGAAAGAGAGCAUCAUACCUUCCCUAUUUAUGGUGGCCCUAAAGGCUUCCAUGAAGACAGAGAGAGAUUUCGGCAUGUAAACUAUAGAUUUGAUAGUAGAAGUGGUCCCAAUUGGAAUAGAGGAUUUGAACCAGAUGCUCACAGAGAUUUUGAUGACCGCAGAAGACCCUGGGAAAGACAGAGGGAUAGGGAUGACAGAGAUUUUAACUUUUGCAGAGAAAUUAAUGGGAACAGGUUUGGAAGAGACAGAAUGUCAAACAACUGGAUCCCUCCUCCACAUCCACGGGUUUUUGAAUAUUUUGAUGGGGCCGCUCCCCAGCGCAAAGCUGAUAAUAUGCCCCAGGUAAACGGUGAAAAUACAGAGACAGAAAGUCAGCCACCAACUGCACAGGUGCAGGACGAACCAGAACUUUAUGAAAAACUGACCUCUUCCGUCGAGAUAAACAAAGAGAAGAGUGACACAGAAGCUGAUAUAGAAAGUGAACCAGUGGUAGAAAGCACAGAAACUGAGGGGACAUAAUCAUCACUCAGUAGGUAAAAGAUACCUUUUGUAAAGUUGUCAUCUCUCUGUAAUAGAUAAAUGGCUGACUGGACCUUAGUAGUUCACUUUUGUCUGCCAGAAUUAAGUUAAUCUGAUGUUCAUGUUCAUCUUUCGCUUAAAUAACUGUACAACUGACUUGUAUAGAACACUGUUCUUAAUUUGAACAUGGUAGGUAAACAUUUUUUUUAUUUCUCUGGUAAAACAUAAACUUGGCCCCACUUGCUUUUAAUUUCACAAAGAUAAAAUAACAGCUUGUCAAACAAAGACUUCCUAUGGAAGACAAUGGAAUUUUUUAGAUACUACCCUUAGGUUGGCUAUCGAAAUUGUUAUACUUGAAAACAGGUGCUGGUGUAUCUCGUCCGUGUUUUUAGGCUGCUGCAGAAUUUUAAAGUAUAGACAAAGCUGUGAUAUUUUAUGUUCCUACAAUUUGGCAGAAAAAAAGAAAUGGCCCAUGUUACUUAAGGAGCAUAACACAGAGAUUAAAAGUGGUUUUGUAAAAUCUACACUAUAGUCUCUGUUUUCUCUAAAGUAAGUGUUUGUGACUUGUUCCUCGUACUGCAGUGGGUUUAAAAAAAAAUGAAAAAGUACAUUUUAAUGUUGGGUGCAUUUUGUUUUUAGAUGCCAAUAAAGCAUAUUUGUUUGAUAACAGUGUUCUAGGUAUUGUAUUUUUUUUAAAACCUGCAAGCUAUAAAAACUUGGAAUCAGCUAUGAUAUGUGCUUAGCUAGUUGUUGCAAAAGGUUUAUAUUACUUUUGUAAGACCAAUGCAACAGCUGUUAAUGUCCAAGAAAGAAGGGUAUGGUUUUUACAUUGAAAAUCAUGCAGUCAUUAGUUUAUGUAUAUGACAUAUGUAUGUAAAUAUUUGUGUAAACUGUUUGUAGAUACCACUCUUUCUGUGCGUGCCUGUGUAUGUGCACACGCUCACAGAAUAUUGUAGACAGUUCAAUAAAAUUGAAAUGAAAUUAGGUUAUAAAAAUUUGCCUUUCACCUUCUUUAGGUAGUAAGAUAAGUAUUUCACUGCAAUGCUGUCAAGCUUACAUUUACCUUCUUAUGCUAAUAGUUAUAUGAAAUUCUUACUACUUACAGAAGGUGGAACACGAUACACUGUAAGAAUAUACAGUAGGAUUUUAGCUUUCUUUUUUAAAAUGCAGAUACACAUGAAGCCAAAACUUAAACAAAUAUUUGCAUUGUCUUAUUUUGUAACAUAUUUAGUGUUCUGGAUAUAUUCUGGAUAGGUAGUGGUAGUGUUUAAGUACUUUGUGGUUAUUUGUUUUUAGUGACUCAAAGUCCAGAAGUGUUGCACGAAAAGUAAAAAAGCUGUUGUUGGUCUAAAAAAACCUACAUGUUUUUUAACAGAAAUAAGGGGGACUUUGUUCUUUGGUGGCUUAAUACUGAAGUAGAACCUCUUGUUAAAUUGGCGAGAUGAAUUGGCUGCCUUGGUAAAUUAGUAGCACUAUUCUCUCGUUUCAUAUACUUUGCUGCUUGUGUCAUUUAAAUUGGUGGUGGAUGAUUUGGUCAUGUAAGAUUUUCAAUUUAUUCUACUCAAGUGCGUUCCACCAACUUCUUUCAAAAUAACUUUUGUUAAAAUUUUGUCUGAAAGCAUUUCACUCAGUUUUGAGAAAGUUGUUUUUGUCUUGCAUAAUAGGAUCAAGGAUUAGAUUCUGUUACAUGAAUGGCCCUUGGUAGAAGAAACACUUUUUAGCACAGAUUAGAAUUUUGAUCUUUCCUGAUAAAGUGUAAACGUGCAAGUUCUAAUUCCCCUUCCUGCUCUCCCAAAGGGACAAAAGUAUGAGAAUGUCACAUGAGUGUAAAGCAUAAGCACGCCUUUGAAAGUAGACUCAAGUUAUGCAUGUGUUUGUUGCCCUCUUCCUCUGGGAUGUGGGUUAUUUUUUCAUGCUGUCAUGGUUCAGUUUUUCAAUUAUAGGGACUUCUAUUCUGGAUAGUAAAUAAACUGUCAGUUUACGGAAGGUAGCCCUUUGAAAGUGGACAUGAAUGAUUCAUUAUCUACUGUGCAAGUACUAGUCAUUAGGAUGUAGUGUGGUGUACAUUAAAGAAUUAUUGCUUUGUAAAAGACCUUGCUGAUGCGUUUAUUACCAGAACGUGUCUCAGGAGUUGAGAUGAACAAUAUUUAAGGUAAAAAGUACCUUCAUGUGCAGGCUUUGUGGCUCAAGUUGAUUGGUGCUGCACAACCUACUACUAGUAUUCUGGUCGGGUAGAUAUGGUUCUGGAAGUCCAAAAAUACAAAAAUAGCUGUAAGGGUAUUUUGUGAAUAUAAGGGAUUUUCUUUAUUUUGUUUUAAUACAUGCAGACUGAAAAUGCUUCAGUCAUAGACCAUGUAAAUACCCAGAAUCAAACACAUAUUGGCAGUAGCUUUUAUUUUCAGAUGUAAUGUUAAAUGUUUUUCUUUUUUUAAACAAAAAGUUAGUCUGUUUUCUAAACUGGGAGCUGAAGUAUGCUAAAUUACUUGUAGUAUCAUGGUGUAGGUAAAUUACUUGGUGAGAAAGGUUAAAUAAAUCGUUUGGUAGUGAUAUAAACCAAUGUAUUAUUUAAUGAAUUCAUCUUUGUUAAUAUCUUUCAAGCAUUAAUAAAUUGGCUACUGUACAUAUGUGUUAUACCAUCGAUUUCUAACAGCUUUUUUUUGUAGAAUAAAAAUUUAUUGUACAGUCUUCAGUUGCAUCGUGUUCAGAGCUAGAACUGUUCCAUGUCUUGUUUUACUACUUCGGGGCGCGGACAAAUAUUACCAAAAGAACAAGAAGGGACAUAAUACUUACAAACAUAGUAUGGUUUCUUUAUCUUGCCAGUGGAAAUGUUCUUAAUCUUUUUAAGUUUUAGUGAAGACUUUCGUUUCCCACUGUAGAUUAAACCAUCAUAAGCCAACACUUGCACUGAAAGGAGCUGUAGUAAUAUCCAGAUCAAGUCUUUGAUGUGGUUCACAGUAGCGACACGUACUUUUUUGCUGACACAAUGGAAAGGGUGAGAAUGGGACAUAGAGAAGACAGGGGCCUGACAUUUGGGCAACAGUUCUCAUUUAUGCCAGUUUAAAGCUUUUUCUGGUGAUAAAAGCUGUCAAUUCUAGCAACUAAAGAAGCUGAUCCAUAGCGCUUUGUAUUUUUACACAAGUAACAUAUUUUGAAAAAUACUUCAGGUAGAUUUGCAGACAACACAAACAAUAUACUAAGGCAUGCACGUUAUUUGAAAACCUUAUGCAUUAGUAAGUUGCUUGAUAUAUUUAUUACCCUCCUAGGCAGCAUGUGUUUCUGAUCUCUUACUGUACCGUACUUGAGCAGAAUGUUGUUACAUCAAGAAGAUUACAAAGAUAAAAUAUAGCCUUUAAUGACAUGAUCUCUUUGAUGAAGAUUUUUUCUUUUACAAAUUGGUAUGCUUUCGUUUUUAUACAUGGUGCUUCACAUUGUUACUAUAAACUCAAGAGAACAGAUUGUUAGAUUUCUUUGCUUUAGUAGAAUAGUACACCACUCCUCAAGCCGUAUCAGUGAUUUAAAUGGCUUUAUUUAUGAAAUUACCCUGAAUAAGGCAAGACAGGAAUAACGGAAUCAAGCCUAUUGUGUUGAAUGAAUAGUCAUUUAAUAAGCAUUGUUGGAAAAUUAUCAAAUAAAUCGUCUAUAGAAGGUGUUGGUAAAAUAAGCCGCUAUUGCAGAGGUUUCUUAAAAUGUAGUAUUGGCAGUUUUGAACAGGUGCAAGGAUACAUUGUGCUAAGGAUACAUUGUGCUAGUCAUCAUAGAGUCACAGAAUGGUUUGGGUUGGAAGGGACCUUAAAGACCAUCCAGUUCCAACCUCCCUGCCACAGACGGGUAUCUCCCACUUAGAUCAGGUUACCUGAAGUCUCAUCCAACCUGGCCUUGAACACUUACAGGGUUGGGGCAUCCACAGCUUCUCAGGGCAACGUGUUCCUGUGCCUCACCACCCUCAAGAAUUUCAUCCUUAAAUCUAAUCUAAAUUUACUCUCUUUUAGUUUAAAACCAUUAUCCCUUGUCCUACCACUACACUUCCUGAUGAAGACUCCCUCCUCCAUCUUUCCCAUAGGCCCUCUUUAGGUACUGGAAGGCCACUGUAACCUCAUCUCGGACCCUUCUCCUCUCCAGGCUAAACAACACCAACUUUCUCAGCCUGUCUUCACAGGAGAGGUGCUCCAGCCCUCUGAUCAACUUUGUGGCCCUCCUCUGGCCCCACUUUAACAGGUCUAGGUCCUUUUUGUGGUGGGAACCCCAGGGCUGAACAUGGUAAUCCAGGGGGGAUCUCACAAUAGUGGAGUAGAGGAGGAGAAUCACCACCUCCAUCAGUUUGCUGGCCACACUUCUUUUGAUGCAGCCUAGGGUAUAGUUGGUUUUCUGGGCUGCAAGUGCACAUUGCCAGCUCACAUUGGUUUUUCAUCCACCAAUGUCCGCACAUCCUUCUCUUCAGGGCUGCUCUCAACACGUUGAUCAUACACUCUGUACCGAUAUUUGGGAUUGCCCUGACCCAGGUGCAGUACAUUGCACUUGGACUUGUUGAACUCUGUGAGAUUUGCAUUGGCCAAUGUCUCAAGCCUAUCCAGCUCACUCCGGAUGGCAUCUCUUCCCUCUACAGCACCACUCAGCUUGGUGUCACCUAUGCUGACAUCGGUAUUUCAUUGAGUGCUGAGGGUGCACUCAAUCCUACUGUCUGUGUCACCAAUUAAGAUGUUAAAUGGUCCACUGAGGAACACUACUCAUCAUUGGUGUCCCCCUGAACAUUUAGCCAUUGACCACAGCUCUCCGGAUGUGACCAUCCAGCUAAUUUGUUAUCUAUGGAAUAGUCCAUCUGUCAAAUCCAUCUCUCUCCAAUUUAGAGACAAGAAUGUUGAAAGGGCUUUAUAAAAGGGCUUUAUAUCAAAGGCUUUAUACAAGUCAAGGUAAAUGAUAUAAGUUGCUUUUCCCUUGUCCAUCAAUGCUGUCACUAUUGUGGAAGGCCACCACAUCAGUCAGGCAUGAUUUACCCUUUGUUAAGCCAUGUUGGCUGUCUCCAGUCACCUCCCUGUCUUCCGUGUGCCUUAACAUGUUUUCCAGAAGGAUCUGCUUCGUGAUCUUAGUGGACAUGGAGGUGAGACUGACUGGUCUGUAGUUCUCUGGAUCCUCCUUUUUACACUUU